AUGGGAGAAGAGGGGCGGGCAUCAAAGUCUUCUGUUAGGGACAAACCUAAGGGUCAAGUUUUGUUUUGGCAUAUUGGAAAUGUUAGGAUGGAUGUGUCCAAUGAGGUAUCAGACUCUUUAAGAAGAUUGAAAAAGGCCAAUUGGCUUACUCAAUCAUUCCAACAGCUGAGAGAAGCAACAAAUGGAUCCAAGGACAAACUCGGCCGAGAUGCUUAUGGUACGGUAUAUAGCGGGGUUUUAAUCUUGGAGGGUCGACACGUUGAAGUUGCUGUCAAACAAGUAGAAGAGCAAGGUGAGAAAGAAUUUGUUACAGAAGUUCAAGUUAUUGCUCUGACUCAUCAUAGAAAUCUUGGGUUAUUGGGGUAUUGCAAUGAGCAGAAUCACAGGCUUUUGGUUUAUGAGAAAAUGGAAAAUGGGACACUUUUCAACUUCCUUUUUGGAGAAGGGAAUAAACCCAAAUGGGAGAGUUGA
Molecule: messenger RNA, 471 nt
Organism: Glycine soja
Lineage: Eukaryota; Viridiplantae; Streptophyta; Magnoliopsida; Fabales; Fabaceae
Product: G-type lectin S-receptor-like serine/threonine-protein kinase At1g34300
Exons: 3
Coding region: 1-471 (156 amino acids)
Biological process (GO): protein phosphorylation
Molecular function (GO): protein kinase activity; ATP binding
Source: RefSeq, a predicted model, not a curated record